Cricetulus griseus (Chinese hamster) is the source of this 2318-nucleotide messenger RNA. Lineage: Eukaryota; Metazoa; Chordata; Mammalia; Rodentia; Cricetidae. The record is from RefSeq and is a predicted model, not a curated record.
CGAACGCGCCGCGGCAGCCAUGUUGAUCGUGGCUAGCACAGGGGCCGGCACCAGGGGAUUAUAGAAGCAGGUGUCAUGAUGUUGUCCGCGGUGUUGAGGAGAACCGCGCCGGCGCCGCGGCUCUUCGUAGGGUUACUCAAGUCUCCCUCGCUCCAAAGCCCGGGAAGUGCUUAUGGCCGGAGCGUAACCAUUGGAGACCGCGGAGAGCCGCAGCGGCUGAGAGCUGCCGCCUGGGUGCGCCCUGGAGUAUCUUCUAUCUUAUUCCCUGGACGGGGGGCAGCCACCGGGGGGCGCCAUGGAGAAAGCACGGAGAGUUCAUGCCUGGCUGCCGCCUUCUGGGGACACGGCCCUAGCCCCGAAGAAACACUCCAGGGACAGGACAGCUGGAAUGGGGUCCCCAACAAGGCGGGACUGGGCAUGUGGGCCUUGGCCACGGCGCUGGUGGUUCAUUGCUACAACAAGAGUCCUUCCAACAAGGAUGCAGCUCUGAUGGAAGCUGCCCGUGCCAACAAUGAGCAGGAAGUCAGAAGGCUGUUGUCAGAAGGUGCAGAUGUCAACGCAAGACAUAAACUUGGCUGGACAGCAUUGAUGGUGGCAGCCAUCAGCCGAAAUGACAGUGUGGUACAGGUCCUGCUUGCUGCUGGAGCUGACCCAAACCUUGGGGAUGACUUCAGCAGUGUCUACAAGACUGCUAAGGAACAGGGAAUCCAUUCUCUGGAAGUGUUGCCAGAGCAAGAAAAGAAGAGAAUGCAAGGGGCUAAGUCUGGUACAACAUCCGGCUCUGCUUCUCUGUCUGUACUGGAUUCUUUCCUUGGCUCAAUGAGGGAAGAACAGGCACUCACUCGGGUUCUGGUUCUCAUCGCUGUCCUAGUCACUCGAGAGGAUGACUUCAACAACCGGCUAAACAACCGUGCUAGUUUCAAAGGCUGCACAGCCCUGCACUAUGCUGUCCUGGCUGAUGACUACCGCAUCGUCAAGGAGCUGCUGGAUGGAGGAGCCAACCCCCUUCAGAGGAAUGAGAUGGGACACACACCGUUGGAUUAUGCCCGGGAAGGGGAAGUUAUGAAGCUUCUGAAAACUUCCGAGACCAAGUACAUGGAGAAGCAGAGGAAGCGUGAGGCAGAAGAGAGGCGCCGCUUCCCGCUAGAGCAGCGACUGAAGGAACACAUCAUUGGCCAGGAGAGUGCCAUUGCCACCGUGGGUGCUGCGAUCCGGAGGAAGGAGAAUGGCUGGUACGACGAGGAGCACCCUCUGGUCUUCCUCUUCUUAGGAUCAUCUGGAAUAGGGAAAACUGAGCUGGCCAAGCAGACUGCCAAGUAUAUGCACAAAGAUGCCAAAAAGGGCUUCAUUCGGCUCGACAUGUCUGAGUUCCAGGAGCGACAUGAGGUAGCCAAGUUUAUUGGGUCUCCACCAGGCUACAUCGGCCAUGAAGAGGGAGGCCAGCUGACCAAGAAGCUAAAACAGUGCCCCAAUGCAGUAGUCCUCUUUGAUGAAGUGGACAAGGCCCAUCCAGAUGUGCUCACCAUCAUGCUGCAGCUGUUUGAUGAGGGCCGCCUGACAGAUGGCAAGGGGAAGACCAUUGACUGCAAGGAUGCCAUCUUCAUCAUGACUUCCAAUGUAGCCAGCGAUGAGAUUGCCCAGCAUGCACUGCAGCUGAGGCAGGAAGCUUUGGAGAUGAGCCGAAAUCGAAUUGCUGAAAACCUUGGGGACGUCCAGAUUAGUGACAAGAUCACCAUCUCAAAGAACUUUAAGGAGAAUGUGAUCCGCCCCAUCCUGAAAGCUCACUUCCGGAGAGAUGAGUUUCUGGGACGAAUCAAUGAGAUCGUCUACUUCCUCCCUUUUUGCCACUCAGAGCUCAUCCAGCUGGUCAACAAGGAACUGAACUUCUGGGCCAAGAGAGCCAAGCAGAGACACAACAUCACACUGCUGUGGGACCGAGAGGUGGCAGAUGUGUUGGUUGAUGGCUACAAUGUCCACUAUGGCGCCCGCUCCAUCAAGCAUGAGGUAGAGCGCCGUGUGGUAAACCAGCUGGCAGCAGCCUAUGAGCAGGACCUAUUACCAGGAGGCUGCACUCUGCGAAUCACUGUGGAGGACUCAGACAAGCAACUCCUCAAGAGCCCCGAGCUGCCCUCACCUGAGGCUGAGAAGCGUCCACCCACACUGCGUCUGGAGAUCAUUGAUAAGGACAGCAAGACCCGAAAACUGGACAUCCGGGCACCACUCCUCCCCGAGAAGGUGUGCUACACCAUCUAGCAUCCACCUGCCUGUAUGUACCCUGAACAUCUAAUAAAGGCCCCUUGCUGUGGCAUGGCAACUGA